UCCCAAUUCUCUCUUCAUUCCUCCCUUAUCAAAGCUGCAGCUUUAAUUCUCACUUCCGAUCAUCAAUGGCGUCACAGCUGAGAACCAAGAACUUUUUGUUUAUAGAGACUGAGAGCGGCGAUUUUGAUUGGUGGAAGGAGAUCGAUGAAUCUGAACAAUGGCAACAAGGCAUUUUCUACACUUUGUGUGCCUCUUAUGCAUUGGUCUCCAUGGUUGCACUGGUACAACUCUUUCGGAUUCAAUUCAGAGUACCAGAAUAUGGUUGGACAACACAAAAGGUCUUCCACUUGAUGAAUUUUAUUGUAAAUGGAUUGAGGGCAAUCCUCUUUGGAUUCUACAGGAGCGUGUUUCUUAUUAAGUCUAAAGCACUUGAAAUGGUGCUUCUUGAUCUUCCCGGUCUUCUAUUUUUCUCAACAUAUACAUUACUUGUCUUAUUCUGGGCUGAAAUAUAUCACCAGGCAAGAAGCCUUCCCAUUGAUAAACUUAGACCUGCAUAUUAUAUUAUCAAUGGACUUGUAUACUUUACACAGAUAUCUAUCUGGAUAAGCAUACGUUUGAGCCAAAGUCCUAUUGCUAUUGAAGUUGCUAAACUUUUCUUUUCAGUAGUGUCAUUCUUUGCUGCUUUGGGAUUCUUGAUAUAUGGUGGGAGGUUGUUUUUCUUGCUGAGGCGCUUUCCUAUUGAAUCGAGAGGCCGCCAAAAAAAAUUGAAUGAGGUUGGCUUUGUAACAGGAGUUUGCUGCACUUGUUUCCUGAUAAGAUGCUUGGUGGUUGCUCUCUCUGCACUUGACAAGGAUGCUGAUCUUGAUGUUCUGAAUCAUCCCAUUCUAAAUCUCAGUUAUUACAUGUUGGUAGAGAUUAUUCCAUCUGCUUUGGUGCUCUUUAUUCUUCGGAAGCUACCUCCAAGGCGUGUCUCUGACAAUUAUCAGCCCAUCAAGUGAAGUUAAUUUUUUCCUCGAUCUUCACGUGAAUGCUCCACAAGACUGCUUCAGUUGUUGCUUAGCAUUGCUGUCAUAAGAGCUUCUGCACAUCUCUCUCUUCCUCACUUUCUCCUUUUCUCAUCUCUAAUUAUAUGUUAUAUCCUCAUUAAUUGGUUCCUUCAUGUAUAUUCUUCUUAUUUCUUAUGCAAUGGAAAUUGUUACAAAGCUCAUGCUCAUUGUAGAUGCCUUGGUAGGAAAACAAAUAUGAAAAUUAACAAAUUCUUAUGCAAUG
Vitis riparia (riverbank grape) is the source of this 1209-nucleotide messenger RNA. RefSeq names its product tobamovirus multiplication protein 1-like. The transcript has 11 exons. NCBI's taxonomy places the organism in Eukaryota, Viridiplantae, Streptophyta, Magnoliopsida, Vitales, Vitaceae. The record is from RefSeq and is a predicted model, not a curated record. Bases 66 to 938 code for a protein of 290 amino acids.